CGCGCUGAACGCCGUCUGGCUUGACCAUGAUGUAAGUCUGCUCGGUAGCCAUCUUGUCUAGUGUAACAGGUGGAUCGACAGGGGUGUAUGCUUGGGUUGGAUGACGGUGGGCCUCACGCAACCAAUGCAAUUCUCUGUUAGCUCUGAUCAGAUUCCUUCUUUGACUUUCAAAGUUUUGUUUCUGCUGAGCUUGCCAGACCCAAAGCACUGCUAGAAAGACGACGACGGGCCAAAGCCAAAAGAACUUGUUCGAAAGUCGAGCGCUGCCUUCUCUCAGAUUGGCUCGUGCGCUGCGAGGAUGAAAAGCGGCGGCAGGUGCUGCUGAUGAGCGAGCUUCACCUGCUCCUCCUCCUCCUCCUGGUGCUGCCGCUCUUGCUUCUCCUCGCCUUGCUGCGAUGCGGUGCACGAGAGCGUGCGUGCGCAGAGGGGGCCAAAUUUUGCAGGUGCGUGGCUCGAGCGUCAGCCUACGUGAAGGCGUCUGCGCAUGCUGUGCGCCCACGCAACACUCGUGACUGUGACUCUCGCUUCGUCGGGCCUGCAGCUGGCGCGUGGCAAAGCGAGUCGCAUGGGCUGGGCAGCUCAGAUGCAAGCCCGCCUGCUGUACGGCAUACGGUUUAGAGUCCGUGCGCCUGCGCCCAUGCCAGACACGCCAUCCAAGGUUGCAAACUACUCAUCAAGACUUAAUUGCAGGAGACUCAACUCACCGUCGAACACGUCCUCCCGCGGCAUCCGCGAUAUGAUUCACGUGAUUUGAGG
Ceraceosorus guamensis is the source of this 756-nucleotide messenger RNA. RefSeq lists its product as hypothetical. Bases 325 to 618 code for a protein of 97 amino acids. The transcript is spliced from 2 exons. Lineage: Eukaryota; Fungi; Basidiomycota; Exobasidiomycetes; Ceraceosorales; Ceraceosoraceae. The record is from RefSeq and is a predicted model, not a curated record.